Molecule: messenger RNA, 1342 nt
Organism: Ruditapes philippinarum (Manila clam)
Lineage: Eukaryota; Metazoa; Mollusca; Bivalvia; Venerida; Veneridae
Exons: 5
Coding region: 755-1342 (195 amino acids)
Source: RefSeq, a predicted model, not a curated record
AUACCCGUUUUAAAAGUUUGAGGUUGACACUAUUGUUAUAUCGGACAUUUUUUACUACCUUACGUUAAGUGUGUCUAUUGGAAGAACUAUUGUUACGGUUGUGGUAGUGUUAAAAACAGUAAAAUCUUGUAAUGGAAUGUAGGUUUAUGACAGACCAAGCGCUUUAGAGAUAGGAAUUUAUUGCCUUUUUAAUGGAAAUCUGAAAUUGUAAAUGGAAUUACCUGAAAUAAAGUAAAAACACGAUUAAACAGUUUAUACGUUUUAUUUAAAUAGCACCAUCACAAUCUCUGUAUAAUGAAUAAAAGAUAUUAAACAGUGCUUUUUAUCGCAUGUUCUUACAAGUAUAAUAUUUUACAAAGGACAAAAAGUGAUACAUUGUUUCGGAUAAACAGGUGUUUUAAGACGCUGAAAAGGAUUGUAUUACUUUAAAUUGUAAAUUUUUAACUCUUUUGUAACAUAAAACUCGAAUCACUUUUAUGAAUCACCUUGUAGUAGGAAGUUAACAUAUCACACAAAAAUUAGCGACAUUUUAGGAAAAGUACAGGGUGUGGCAUUCUGUUUAUUUAGAGAGUGAUUUUCUUAUAGUCUUAAAGUUUAAAGUGUUGUAUACAAAAAUCGAAAAAUUGAGUUUUGUCAGUAGACACUUCAGAUGAUAUAAUGGUGUAAUCAAUAAUAAUUUCUGUGAAAAAUUGUACACGUUAUAAACAACAAUUGUUGAAUUAUCUGUUGAAAAGCAGGAUCGAUUAUAGUAGAAAUGUUAACCUUUACAUUAUUGACGGUAUUUGCUGUACUCUUAGUUUCUGUGGAUGUUGUACAUGGAAUAAGUUCGAGCGCAUGUUAUGGUACUCAUCCAUGUGACUUCUUCUCCAUGCAAUGUCCGUCAAAUCAGGUCAUCAAAUUGAACAAUUUAUAUGCUGGAUAUAAAAAUACAACCAUAAACCCGAUCUGUGGAAACGCUGAUCGACAUUGUGAACUUGAAGCAACAUGUUGUUCGUAUGCUUCAGGAGGAAAUGACAUUUUAGAACUUUUAACUUUAGAAAAUAUUUACCAUACGUAUACAAACUGUUCUGGUCGACAGAGUUGUACAGACAUUCAAGCUAACUGGCAACUGCUCGAAGCAACAGAUAACAAUGGGGAUCUUAUUUAUUCAUCUUUUGUUCAGCUAGAAUACGACUGUGAGGACGCAUCUUCUAAAAUUCCUUUUUGUGGUGGCCCAACUGGUACGAACACCGGUAUUUACAGCUAUGCUGAAAUCAUGUUUGACAGAAUUAAUAGUUUAUCUUACAUGCGGAAUAUAUUUGAACCCGUGCACAGGUUGAGAACGCAUAGUAAACUCGCUUGA